Molecule: messenger RNA, 2436 nt
Organism: Linnemannia hyalina
Lineage: Eukaryota; Fungi; Mortierellomycota; Mortierellomycetes; Mortierellales; Mortierellaceae
Source: the annotation of a GenBank genome assembly
AUGCCAACCCCGAAUCAACAACAACAUCGUGAGAUGGCUGUCAAGUCGGAACCUUCCUCAGAGUCAUUCCCUUAUCAUCUCCAUCCGCAGUCGCAUCUCUCCGACCAAUACCACCAACAACAGCAACAACAGCAGCAUCCCUCCUAUCGCGGCCACCACCAAUUGAUGGAGGACGAAGAUGACGACGACGAAGACGACCUCGACGACGACGAAGACGACGAUCCCGCAGGAUAUCAGAGCAAUUACCAUACCGCCUACAAUUCGGCAUACAAUUCCGCCUACAACUCCUGUGACGAGACCGAGGACGUCGAUAUGGACAGCGCUCCUGUCAAGAUGGUCGACCAGUUUCACCACCACCGCCACCAUACCAACAACGCCGAUCAGGACAUGGCCGAGCCCUCUUCUUCUGCUGCACCUUCCUCGACAACAGCCUCAACGCCACUUGCUGCCAUCAAGCCGCGUCCUGCCCUCCGUCCUCUCUUGCCUUCCAGACCCACCAGUCCUCAGCCCCUGAAUAUCAAUCGUUCUUCGGACAUGAGCUCCAAGGACUCAACCAUGACCUCUGCGCCCAAUUCUUCAGGGACGCCCGGCAAAACUCGUCAGUCAGCUUACAAGAUCAACGGUGUCAACAUCAUGAACCGCAACAGUCUUGACAGCCGGACGGCGCUCGAAAUGAUCCGUCGUCGACGAGAGAACCACAACCAUGUCGAGCGUCGCCGUCGGGAUACACUGAACUCGACGAUUCUUCAGAUUGCCGAAAUCCUCCCCAAUUGCUCGUCGACUGCCAAACUGAACAAGGGAACGAUUCUUCGACUUGCAUUGGACCAUCUUCGGUCGUUGCACACAGAGAACCACUCACUCCGAUCUGAGAAUGCCGCCCUCCGCUUCUUCUACCAAGGAUCUCAGAUGCGCCGCCAAGGACAUCCCAAUCCCCCGCAGCAAGCACACGUACCAGGACAGGCCCCUGUUCCUGGCCCUGGAGGUCCUACCAGCUCCCAUCUUCCUUCUUCAUCUGUGCCCGCUGGUGACCCCCUCCAGCACACCAUGACAAGAAGCAAUUCAACUGGAAUGAACAUCUCCACUCCUCCAAUCAUCCCUGGCCCAGGACAAGGCACCAUUCCAGGAUUGAGUGGCCCACAGUUUGGGAGCUCAGCUUCGGCACAGACUUCCGGAUCUGCACCUGGGUCAGCAGCCAAUAGUCCUCCUAACCAUUCCUUUAGCCAUCCUGAGAUGUUUUCUGCUUCUUCGCGCGAGAUGAUUGGUCACAGUGUCAAGCGCUCCAUGUCAACCAGUGGCCACCUCCAUCCCAUCCUCUCCAAGGCUCCCUCCAAGGUGUCCCCUUCGUCAAGCCCUCGCCCUCGUCUCAUGCAGCACCCUAGCCCUAACGGGCUUAAGCCCCACCACACUCACUCGGAUGCUAUCAGGGUUGGCCCCUCGCCCCUCUCAAGUCCUUGCUCGUCGCCUCCUCUGGCACCCAUGUCGGCCAACUCGAAUGCUCUUGCCAAUGCCCUUCCUACUGUCCCUGCCAGCCAUCAACAUUCUGCUGCCGUAUCUGCUGCCGCUGCCGCUGCGGCCGCGGCCGCUGCCGCCGCAGCUGCUGGUGGCUCGAAUGGCCGUGGAUCGACGUCCUCUGCAUCGUCUUCGUCCCGCCAUAGUCACCAGAAGAACAACAGUGGAGGAGCAGCCACAUCUUCAGCAUCAACGUCCUCAUUGAACUCCAUGACUGGGGUUGUGAGUGGAUCUGGGGUGGCAAUGUUUGGCGGUGGUGGUGCGACGUCUUCGGGACCUGGAUCCGAAAUUAGACGGAAGUAUUCCGGUCAGACGACGCACUCGAGCCACUCGUCGAUUUCCUCGACGCCCUCCUCGGCCACAUCUUCCGCUGCCACCUCGCCCUAUGCAUCGCCUUUCCCAGGAGCAUCGUCUUCCUCGUCGACUUUGCAACAGCACCACCAUCAUCACCAUCAUCAUCACCACCACCACCCCUCUUCCUUGCAGCAGCAACAGCAAGGGGGUAAUGGUUUGCAGUUGCCCUCGAUUGGGACGGUCACCAACCCCUCAAGUCCAAUGGGUUCUCCAAUCCAAGCACCCCAGGGAGUGGGAUCGUCAUCCCUCCCUUUGCCCACUCCUAUGAGUCUGCCAGCCCCUGUCAUGGCCCACGACUCUCACUUUUCCAAGGGCAAUAGUCCUGGUGGAAGUGGUAUGCAUUAUCCUCCUCAAAGUCAAGCUGGUCAAGGUCAACACUCCUAUGGAACACAAGGAUAUUCUCACCAUCACCCUCAAUCCCAUUCCCACCCUCACCCUCAUCAACCUCAUCCUCAUCAACCUUCCUCUCACUCACAACACCCUCACGGUCACUCGCACCCUUUUUCUAACGCACACCCUCAUGCACACCCUAUCGAAGGCCUUCCCAUGCUCCCUCCCCUCGCCCCCCGAUAA